Messenger RNA from Gilbertella persicaria, 1072 nucleotides. RefSeq lists its product as uncharacterized. The coding region runs from base 143 to 730 and encodes 195 amino acids. The record is from RefSeq and is a predicted model, not a curated record. NCBI's taxonomy places the organism in Eukaryota, Fungi, Mucoromycota, Mucoromycetes, Mucorales, Choanephoraceae. The transcript has 2 exons.
GACAUGCUUUAUUAUGUGAUGAACAAAUUUUCAAAUCUUAAGGACUUGACCAUCAAUUUUGAUUGUGAUGAUUUAUCAAGCAACUUGAAAGAACGUCCAGAACCCUUUUUUACAAUGGAUAAAUUCGAGGCACUUACAAACUAUGUCAAGAACAUGGACUAUUUCUUUGUCGACUACUUUUCGCUCACAAAACUUGGAUAAAGUGGCACGUAUGUGGCAAAUAGAUCUGGUCGGAGGUCAACUAGAUAUAGAUUUGUGUUUUGAUAACCCAACAGCGAGUGAAAAUAUCGGGGUUGACUAUGUAUCCAACAGUACUUUUUAUAUGCGUUUAACGAGCUAUGUUGGAAACCAAUAUUCAAAGUUUUUGGAUGUGAUUCAGAAAGCAGGAAGCAUCAUCACCGGUUUAAACGUCGAACUUGAGAAAAUUUAUAUGUCUACUCUUCUCCAUCAAAACGAAGCGAUCAGAAAUAUGACCUGUGGGCACUAUUUAGAUGAUAUUUUUGCCUUUUGUGUCAAUAUGAAAAAGGUCGUGAUAGAAAAUGCCAACAUUGUGAUGUGUAAACCUGAAUCAGGCAUGAAAAAUUCAAUUGAAACGUUGAAACUCAGUCAAGUUCAAUACUAUUCACCUCUAUUGUUUGAACUAUCAGCUCGAUUACCUAACUUGAAAUACCUAACCAUCAACAAUUUUAAAAUGUCUCUUUUGACAGAAUAUGCUUUCAAGCUAAAAUGAUAGGUGUCUUUUACUUUUGUCUCAAGUUGUACACAAUGCGGGGUAAUCAUAUAUAUUAUUGCUGUAGAACAAGCAUCUCUAGGAUACCUUACAGUGCUUUUGAUGCUGCAAGCGAUGACAUAAACACAUUGGCCUUGUAUAUACAAUGUAAAAGUCUCAAAGAAAUAAGAGUUCCUUCAACAAGAUUUUAUUGUGUUCAUACACUGCUAAUGGAUUAAAUAUGAACUUGAUCAUAUUAACAUUUAAUGUAACCUUACACAACAGUUGAGACAAUUUGUACCACUCAUUUUGUUUAGAGAAAUGUAAUAAAUAUGCAUAUACCUCUUGUCUUUUUUUUUUUUU